AUGUCUGAAUGGAUGGGAGACAGGGUUUCCAAGCAGGUGUUUGAUGAGAACGCGGUAGACCCGGCCGCCGCUGCCGCCUCGGAACUCGCGAAACUCAUGGUGAACGGAGCGGUGGAUCCGAGAACAGCGCCGCACAAGGCCAAGGUCCAGACGGACCCAGAGGAUAGCCCCAAACCUGCGGCCAAGGAGAAACCAAGACGGAGCAAAGGUGCCGUCGUGGGGGGUCUCGGACAGGUGAUUUUCGGUGAGCUUUGGGAGCUGAUCUUCCCCGCAGCCUCCCUGUCCCCCACCCUGGAGGACAUCAGGUGCGUGGUCCAGCAGGAGCUGAAGCAAGACGUCUUAGACCAGAUCAACGGCGUUCUACACGAUCUACAAGACGCCCUGUCUAUCAACUAUGCCGUCAACAAGCGAAACAGUGACAUCACAAAUCCUACCGACAGACAACGGCUACACGACUAUCUACAGGUAAGGAUUUCCUUUAGUCCGCUAGAGGGCGCAGAUCAAUGGCGGGCUUCCAAUGACACCCAGGGCCUCCCGGUGGUCUCCAAUAACCUUAUUUCCCUGAUGUUGCAGGGUCUGGAUCAGAACCUGACCACUACAGGAGUGAUCGGAACUCUGAUGCAGGAGAACUACGCCAAGAUCGGCUUGUCCUGCUUCCUUCUUCUGGCUGGGCUACGCAUCGCGCUGUAUCAGGAGAUGGCAGUGGUAGACCCUGAGAACAGGUCUCCAGACCUGAACCCGGCCCUGUCCCCGCGCUACGCCACACCACACACCGGUGUAGUGGCCAUGUAUGCCAGGGAGUACGCUCAACAUGUGGAACAGUGGUGGCCGCAUGUUAUAGACGACAGGGAGAACGCCAUCGUCUUUUACGAGUCCUACACGCUCGCUCCAGGUAACGGUGCGUUGGGGAAAAAGUUGUCUCUGUUUUCGGACAGAGCUACGGGACUGAAGGACCAAUCAGAAGGCCUGUACACAGAGUACAUGAAGGGCGCUAUAGAGAAACUCAGCAGCCGAUUCAGCAACCCUGUGGGGACAGUACUGAACUGGAAACGGCUGAUAAAAACGCCGAUCAACACGGCAGACAUGGGGGUUAAUUUGGACGACAAAGAUUGCUGCAUCUUGUGACCGACACAGCAGAGAUUGACUU
Branchiostoma belcheri (Belcher's lancelet) is the source of this 1147-nucleotide messenger RNA. RefSeq lists its product as uncharacterized. The record is from RefSeq and is a predicted model, not a curated record. The transcript is spliced from 7 exons. NCBI's taxonomy places the organism in Eukaryota, Metazoa, Chordata, Leptocardii, Amphioxiformes, Branchiostomatidae. The coding region runs from base 1 to 1125 and encodes 374 amino acids. Gene Ontology annotation, molecular function: toxin activity.